UGAUGCUCCCCUGUGAAACCUUGCACGGAAAUCUCAGAAACCAGAGGACGGGAGGACUGUGCCAAUCGCGUUACGUUAUAAUUCAGGGCUUGUUCUACCUCUCUUCAUUUGUCUUACCUUCAAGAAACAGCUACUAAGUGUAACGAUUCCACGUGUAAUCUAAAGACACCUGUUCAAGUGGACACCUAUCAGCAGGUGACUUGAAUUUCCCUAGAGGAACAAAAAUGCCACCACCUGCGGUCGCCCCUCCCACCCACCCGCCCCCGGAUGGGGGGUGGGGCUGGGUGGUGGUCGGAGCUUCCUUUAUCUCCAUUGGAUUUUCAUAUGCGUUCCCCAAAGCCAUCACAGUAUUUUUCAAAGAAAUUCAGCAGAUAUUCAACACAUCCUACAGUGAAAUCGCAUGGAUAUCAUCCAUCAUGCUGGCUGUCAUGUACGCUGGAGGUCCCGUCAGCAGUGUUUUGGUGAACAGAUACGGGAGCCGGCCCAUCGUCGUGGCGGGUGGCGCGCUGUGCUGCCUGGGCAUGCUGGCCGCCUCCUUCAGCAGCAGUGUGCAGGAGCUGUACCUCACGGUGGGAUUCCUGGGCGGGCUCGGCCUGGCCUUCAACCUGCAACCCGCCCUAACGAUCAUCGGCAAAUACUUCUAUAGGAAACGCCCGGUGGCCAACGGCCUCGCCAUGGCGGGGAGCCCUGUGUUCCUCAGCACGCUGGCUCCUUUCAAUCAGUACCUUCUCAACACUUUUGGCUGGAAAGGGAGCUUUUUGAUUUUGGGUGGGAUUCUGUUGAAUGCCUGUGUGGCGGGGGCCCUCAUGAGGCCCCUCGGACCCAGACAGACCACUUCCAAGUCCAAAGUGAAGCUCGACGUCGCCUCAGAGGACGCAGGUGUGAGGAAAAGCCCGAAGAUGUCGCUGUACGAAAAAAUCAAUAAGUACCUAGACUUCUCCCUCUUCAAGCACAGGGGCUUUCUCAUCUACCUGUCCGGGAACGUCAUCAUGUUCUUCGGGUUCUUCGCCCCCGUGAUAUUCUUGGCCCCCUACGCCAAGGACCAAGGCAUCGACGAGUACUCGGCGGCCUUCUUGCUGUCGGUCAUGGCUUUUGUGGACAUGUUUGCCAGACCCUCUGUGGGCUUGAUCGCGAACUCCAAGCUCAUCCGGCCCCGGAUCCAGUACUUCUUCAGCCUGGCGGUGAUGUUCAACGGGCUGUGCCACCUGCUGUGCCCGCUGGCACAAGACUACACGACGCUCGUGCUCUACGCCGUCUUCUUCGGCCUCGGCUUCGGCAGCGUGAGCAGCGUCCUUUUCGAAACGCUCAUGGACCUGGUGGGCGCGGCCCGCUUCUCCAGCGCGGUGGGGCUGGUCACGGUGGUGGAGUGCGGCCCGGUGCUCCUCGGCCCCCCGCUGGCCGGACAAUUGGUGGAUAAGACUGGAGACUAUAAGUACAUGUACAUGGCCUGUGGCGCGAUCGUGGUCCUAGCGAGUGUGUGGCUGCUCAUCGGAAAUGCUAUAAACUACAGAUUGCUCGCAAAGGAAAAGAAGUUGGAAGAAGCCAAGAAGGAGAAAAUGCACAGCCCCGAUUCCACAGAAUCGGAACCACUGAACAAAAGUAAACAUUGUGAAGUUAGUAUCAGAAGCUCGCGAGAAGGGGCUGCGCCGUCGGAAAGAGAGACUAAUAUUUAAACAGAGUCGCCUCUCAUUCCAGUGUUUAUGACUCUCCUAGCCCUCCCCCAUAUCAGGUUUUUUAUUGUUGUAGUGAGUCAUAAUUACAGGUGGAAGUGAUGUUUUUCUCCAUGGCAAAUUGUAAUGAAGUCUGUUUUUAAAACUUUGAGAUUAGAGAGAGAGACUGUGCAGUGGCUUUAAUCACACACAUGACGGGUGGGUGGCAGUGGCUGAAAUAACGUUAACGUCUCCUAGAGACUUUGUCUCGGUGAUAGAGAUGUGAAUUCAAAGCCUGGUGUCAGUCGGUAGCAGGAGUAUGUUUAAUCUCAUAAGUGACCCCUCUCCGCAUUUCAUUUUUCUGCCUGACACUAAAGUAGCAAGCUGAAUUCAAGGAGAAUGUGGACACAUCACGCUCACACACAAGUAUGCACACGCUCAGGGUCUGGAGGGAAAAAGACAAGUUCAAGGAGAAUAUUAGCACUGUAAUUUUAAAUAAAAGAAAAGCCCGUGAAACAAAUUAAAUAUCUUCUAUCUGCAUUGUGCUUUACAAUGUAAGUUGUAAAGACCCUACAAGAACAUGGGUGGAAAUGGAUGAUUCAUUUUUAAAUAAAUUUGAACAAAAGAAAAAACUCCACUUUAGAACAUUAUUUCUGAGCACUGUUAGGUUUGAUUAAUUCACACACAGACUUUUUUUGUAAGUAGGCCAUUAGUACCUAGUGCUAGAGAAUUGAGCCCUCAAAUAAUUUUCAGAAUCAUCCGCUAAUUUGCUAAAAGCCUAAACGCCCCUGGCAAUAAGCUAUGUCCAUUGAUUUUAAAAGAUGCUACUUAGAAAUCCACAAUUUGAUGACAGGGACCUCUUUUAAACUGAAGUUAAUGCAGACGAACCAAAAUACCGCUGCCUCAGAGUGGAACCAGUCAAAAUCCUGACGGAGAGGUUUGCAAGUAGGUGGAGUUCUAAGUUUUCCCAGCAAAUAGCGAUGAUCGAAGGGUUACUGUUGUGAGUAGCCCAUCUGAUUAAAACCAACUAAGCGCGGGAGGUGCUUCUGAUGAGGCUUCCAGGCUCUCAUUUCCCUCCCCUUCCCAAAAUGCAAAAGCAAAAAAAAAAAAAAAAGCCAGACUAUUUACGUCACUGCAGAUACCUCACAGUGUGAAAAGAGCAGCGCUUGAAUCCUCUCCUCCCGGCGGUAGGCCCACGCAGCCUGCGGGCUCAGAAGCCAGGAGACUGUAGGCAGAGGCUUCCAGAAGGGCAGGCUGCGUGUGACGGGGUGCACACCCGCGCCUGCAGGUGGCUGGUCCCGUGACAGCGGCAGCCAGGCUGAUGCCAGGCCUCGGUCCCCGGACGCCAUGGAAGCAUCCAGGUGUCUGAUCACCUUUGAACACAGAGGCACAUGGCGGGCUGUUUGCUCACAGCCCUACCCACUGUCUUGGGUGCGAAAAGUGUUUUUAAACAAGAAGAAAUUGCAUAGCAGAGCAAGUUAUAAAUAUUUAUAUCGAGAAUCUGAAAUUUAAAUGAACGUCAUGAUGGAUAAAAACAGUCAGUGCUUGGUUAUCGAAGUGAUGCCGCUCGAAAGCUGGCGAAGGAAGCUGCAGUCACUGGCUGUGGCUGUAGCAGCGGGUGCUGUCCACUUCCCUAUGAAAUUGCAGCCGGAUACCAAGCUUCUGCGAAUGUUAGUGUUCGGGGUUGGAUUGCCAGUGCAUGCACCGUUUACCUGUGGGGAUGACGCCUAAGUGAGUCCUGUAGAAUUCCAUCAUUCAUUUGACAUUUACCUAUUUACACUUAAGUAUUCAUCUUUUUCAGAUAUUAAGUCAAGCGACACGCACCAAUAAAAUAGGCAAAUAAAUCAGGGGAAAUGUGGCAGUAUGUGGCUCCCUCAAUUUACUUCCAUCUAAGCUUGAGUCUUGAAUGAGCUUUUUCGGUUAGUGCUUUUAUCCUCUGCUGUGACUCGUCACAAGAAAUGCAGCAUCAUAAACUGUGCAGGAAUUCGCAAAUAUCAUAAAAUGCCAGGCGUUCUCUGAAGACGCAUUUAAACUAAUGCAGGCCUCAGACCCCCGGGGGAAGAAGGAGCAAAGUGCAGAGUCGUGGAGCUGUAACAGGUCACGGCCAGCAGCCAGAGGCUGCCCAGCCGCCCAGAGGCUGCCCAGCCCUGCGGGCGGGACCAGGCCAAACCGCUGGCUCUCUGGCGCCCUUCCCUCACUCUAUUUCUAGCGCGGGGAGUCGGCGUGGGGUGCAAAGCCCACCAGAGGGCACCCCGCUCCCCGCGGCGGCCAACCAGAGCGCGUGGCCAGGCCGGGACUCGCUGGGCGCAGAGCUGCUCAAGAGCGGACCCAGGAUUCCGCUCUUCUGCGUGUGCACUCGCCCCACUUCGCCCUGGGGCGCCUGUUGGCCCACUCCGUGGUCACAGAGGGCGCAGGGGGCAGUGAGGGCGAGCCCCGGCGUCGCCGUCGUUCAAGGCGGCCAAGUCCGGGUUCCUGGGUGGGAAGACGGCGCAGCCCUGUUAGCCCCUCGGGAACGCUGGGGAGAGGCGUGCCCUCACCCCAGCCUGUCCCCCAAUCUUCUUUUGGGUCAUCUGAGAGUGAAGUGUUAGAUUGAAAGGCGCGAUCUUUUCUGUGUGAAUUCGCAUGGCUCAUAAAUUUCACUUCUCUAUUUCCAGCCACUUUGGUUCAUGGGCUGCUUUUGAACACGAGGAAAUAACUAGAAUAUCUGACUACACAUUUUUAAUCUAGUUAUCGAUACUCAUCCUUUGACAGCAUAUAACAGUUUAGAAUCUACAAGAUGUGUGAUAUAACGAUUUUUCCUAUUGAUAUUUUAAGACACAGCAAUAUCCUUAAUCAGCGAAUGACAAUUUGCACUUGAAAACAGGCAUUAAAAAACUCUCCUGUGUAAAAUGUUGUAGGUUUUUAAUAAACUUAAAAUGCAUGAUUACUCUGUGUUCAUUAGGGAGAAGGCAUGCAAUGUGGGAAAGAAACUAAACCAUGCCAUGCAUUUUGCCUAAAUAAUAAGUUUUACUAUUCAACAUACAUGAAUCCUGGGUAGAUGUUAGUGGCCAGAUUUAACAGCUGAGUGAUACAAAACAAAACAAGACAUACGAAAGUUCAGAAAUUCCCCAAAUCCAGAGGUAACAGGAUGUGAUAGGACCAGAACUGAAACUCAGUUUUAUCUCAAAGCAGAACGUGCUGCUCAUGUUAGAAGCUGCAGGAGCAAAGGCGAGUCAGAUAAAGACACAAAAUUGUCAACUCCGCUGCAAGUCGGUGGGUUUAACUGUGGUUUGCGCUCGGUCCAUUUAAUGCUUGUUGGAGACUGGGUUUGCUAGCACCUAAGUAGAUGUUUCCAGGUUGCCUGAUUUUCUAGCCAAUGCGACUUCUCCAAAGAAAAAAAAAUGCUUGCAAAAUAGCCAUGAUUGCUUUUCGUGAAAAUAAUGGCAUUUUUAUGACUCAGGCAUACUAGAGUUUCUCUGAGGUUAGAGUUAGAAGAAAACUAUUGUUUUUUUUAUAAAUAAGUCCCAUAUUUGUUGCUGUUUAUUAUGACUCAAAAAUAAAAUUAAAAAAAGCACUUCCUAGGAAACAUAUUCAUAAUCUUAGUGAUUCUCAUUUAUGGGAUGAUCCCAAGCUACCAAAAUGUUAGAAAUAGUAUAAGACACAAAGAAUUUGGUUAAUCUAUGCACCUAAGUGACUAUAGGCUUAUGCUUUUCUACAUAAGGAAAGCACUGCCAUUCUGGAAGAUUUGUCUUUGUUAGUAUGUUUUCCAUGUGUGUGGUAAAUAGAUCAUUGAAGGGGAGUUUUGAAAAUUUAGAAAAUCCAAUCAUCUUAUUUUUGACAUUUACAAUCCUGGGUGUUUCUAAUUUUCUUACAACGUCAGACAACUUUAAGAAGCAGAGUUUGAUACUAUUGCAGGUCCCUCGGGCUUUUGCAGUCCAAGGGUAUCUCUGAUACAGGACACCCACGAGACCCCUCUCCAAGGUGGUCUAAUACCAAAGAGCAGAGGAAUUAUAGAUAAAAAUGACAAUCAUUUCUUGUGUCUUUUUAGGUUUUGAUUUCUCCCUACCCCCAACUCAGUCAUUAAGAAUGCUCAAAAUCUUUCCUGAUAAGUAAAAAUGAACAACUUGUUAAGUUCAUGUCUUUUUUUUUUUAUAGUUGAGACUUUUCUUCUCUACUAUCAGUUGCUUUUGCACUAUCAGUUGUAACUCUGUAAGGUCCCACCUGGUCUAUUUUUGUCUUCUCUCUCUUACUGCUUUUUUUUCACUUUAUUUAACUUAUGUACAGUCUGUGGAAGAUUUAUUGUAGUGUUGAGAAUGAUACGUUUAGUUCUCUACCUUAAUAGGAAAAGUAAGACUACAAAAAUAAUUUUGAUUUUAAUGGGGUAAUAUUUUAGAACAAAUUAUUUCUCCCAUUGCAAUUUUAUGCUGCUUUAUGCCAACCUCAUUAUUCUUCUAUAAUUGUUUUUAAGGUGAUUUUGCUUUUAUUGUUUUGCAGUAUCUAGGUCAACUUAUUUAUCUUUUGUUAUAUUAUGGACAUUUUAGUAAAAAUGCUAAGUAUGGAAUGGGGGUUUAGUUUUACCAUGGUGUGCGUUGAAUCCAUGUGUCAAUAACCCAUGGUUUGUUUGCUGAUAGUUAUAUUUUAUUUUAGAAGCAUCGUUCAUAUAUGAGUUUCCUAAAGGUAAUGCCAGAGCAACAAGCAAUAUGUUUAUUAAAUCGCUAAGUUAUAUGCAAGAAAUGACUGACGUUGUGUUACCUUGAGGAGAAUGCCUCCAUAAUAGUUCUUGACCCAAGAAUCUUAGGAGGCACUUAUGUGUUAGUAGGCUUAGAACAAUCUAAAGAAAUCCUGUUUUAAAGUGGUUAUUUCACCUAAUUAAGAAAUAUAAAAUUUUAUGAGGUGUCUAGGAACAGUAAAACUAGAUUUUCUCUUACCUUAGAGGUACCAACUUCUCCCAUCACAAUUUUCCCUAGACAAAUAUUCUCUCUACAGUUUUUUUUUCUAAUUUUCAGCCCAGAAAAUAGUCACUCCUCAAUGAGAGGCAUAUAUUUUAUAUAUGUAUGUAUUUCUUCAGCAAAUAUUUCUUUUGUGUCCCCUAUUACAUUUGGAAAAAUACUAAAAGUAAGCUUGUUGGAGUAAACGUUAAACAUAAUGUUGUAUUGCGCACCAUAUAGAUGUAAGAAAGACAUGCCUGGCAGAAGUGACAGUUAACUAGCUUUUGCAAAUAUGGGGUUUAUAUAUACAAUUUUUUUUAAAUAUACAGGAUCUCACAGAUUGUAUUUUUAUGAUUUUUAAGUAAAAAGAAACAAGAUGUAGUUGUUGUGUUUGUUAAAGACCAUGCAUAAUAUAACAAAAGAUCUUGCAUCUGAAAGACCGCUGAACAGAUGAUCCUGUUAUCAGUUAGCCUAGCGACUGUGGUUACUAAGGUACCAAAAUAAAGAAAAGGGUAGCUUUGUUUGACUCUUAAGAUGAUCCAGUCAUCUGUUUUUACAUGCCAUUAAUCAGGGCUGUACAGAUUUCAUAAAAUAUCAACAGGUAUAAAAUAACUAAAAUCUCUUACAGAUGAAUGUAUGUAAAGGAACUGUGAUUAAAUCUUGGAAUGUAUAUUUCUGUAAUUUAUAUAUAUUACAUAUCAUAUGGAUGGAUAGAUAAAUAGAUAGGUAGAUAGAUCGAUAGAUAGAUAGAUAGAUACAUAGAUAGAUAGAGGUGUCAAACUGAGCAAACAAAACUUGAGGAAGAAAAUUAACCAAAAAUGAACAAACUGGCAUUGUCACAAUGUGUGUAUUUUGUUUUUAACUAAACUCAGUGUAGAUGCAUUUAAAUCCGCAGUGUAUCUUAGUGUCAAUCAGUUAAAAGUAUAUUCAGUUCCCUGUAUUGCUCCUUCAUUUUUCGGCACACUUGUUUCAAUACUGAAUUAUUUAUCACUCAACUUUCAUUUAUAGUACAGUAACAUGUGAACUUCACUUUCUGGGAAACCCUGUUUUGGAGUUUCUGUGUUUCACGACAUACCUAAUUUGAAAUUCAAUGUCCAAUUUCUCGUUGUAAGUCUAUAUUUUGCCUGUAGUUUCUCAUGUGUGUCAAAUUCAUCUCUUUCUUACUAGGCUGUGAGCUCCUGUGGACAAGAAUGUCAUCUUAGUUAUAGUAGCACUUAGACCUAACAAAGUGUGAGACACAGGAUGAUCCCUUUAUUGAAAUGAACCUGUGAGCCUAUAUUAUCAAAUGAAUACUACAGUAUUCUGUGACACAGACUGAAUGUACAUUAGAGGAAUUCUGGGUAGUGUGCAAAAUAAGAUGUAGAAAGCAACAACUUUAGCAUUUUUAAUCUUAGAUUUAAAAUCAGUUUUGAUUUGGUUUGAUUAUUAAAUAUUCUAUGCAAAUGCUGAAAUAUGCAGCAGUUAAACUUCAUGUUACAUAUUAAAUAGCUUUAUUUUCUUUACAAGAUCAGAACUGCUGUAUUUAGGCUUCCUGCAAAUGUUGACAAUCAUUUUAUUGACCAAAGGUGCUACCUGUUUGCCAAUAUUUACCGUGAUCAUAAGUGCUCUGUCUGCUGAACUGUAUUUCUUCUUUUUGUGGAAAGGCAGAGGGAGCAGUGAAAAUUAUUAGAAUAUCUUUUUUGUGGAUUAUGCAAAUUAGCCCUCUUUGUCCCUUUGUAUACUAGAUUAUUGUACUUGAAUAAUCGUCUUACUGCUCACUGCCUUUUACUGUUUCUAGAACAUAUAUGCAUAUAUAUUUAUAAGUGUAUGUGAGGGAAAUCCUGGAUUGCUUAUGAAAUUAAUAUUAAAAUGACAAACGUUCCUGUUUAACUUUUGAGGUGAUACCUUCACUGCUGUAUCUUAAAACCACUCAGUGCUAUGCUGCUAUGCGAAUUCAAUAAAAUUUUUGACUUCU
Messenger RNA from Condylura cristata (star-nosed mole), 8510 nucleotides. RefSeq names its product solute carrier family 16 (monocarboxylate transporter), member 7 (gene SLC16A7). Lineage: Eukaryota; Metazoa; Chordata; Mammalia; Eulipotyphla; Talpidae. Gene Ontology annotation, molecular function: monocarboxylic acid transmembrane transporter activity. The transcript is spliced from 6 exons. Bases 225 to 1673 code for a protein of 482 amino acids. The record is from RefSeq and is a predicted model, not a curated record. Gene Ontology annotation, biological process: monocarboxylic acid transport; transmembrane transport. Gene Ontology annotation, cellular component: membrane.